This is a messenger RNA of Electrophorus electricus (electric eel), 3323 nucleotides long. The record is from RefSeq and is a predicted model, not a curated record. Lineage: Eukaryota; Metazoa; Chordata; Actinopteri; Gymnotiformes; Gymnotidae.
ACUGCUGUUUUCAGCCAGUAGUGUGAUUUUCGUGUCGCAGAUCUAAAAGAGUUGAGUAAAAAGUAUAGUUGUGUAUAUUAUUGCCUUUGUUUAGUCCGAUUCAAAAUAAUCUACCUAACAUGAUACAGCCUGUCCACGUUCGCAUUUUAUUCCUCUUUAUAGCAUAAAUAGCCUAAAAAAUCUUUUCAGGAAUAUAAUAUGUAGGUUUGAUUUUCUAGGCUUAUCUUAGAUAGCUAGCUAGCCUACUAACGUCAGAUGUAUUGCGAGCCUUGCAAUACUGAUAGAUGCGUGUGCGCUGCGGAGCCUAUAAUAAACGUUUAUUGUGGGGCGGCGUGACGGCGCCCUUCGCUUCAGCGCCCAUUCCCUACGCGUGGAACGAAUCGGUCCAUACCAAUUUCAUCAUUUCGUAAUCGUAUUUUCUCUUAUCUGGACUUGACCCUUCAACGCGUCAUACCGUAUACGGUCCUGCUCGACGAUAACAGCAAUGUGACAUCGCGUAACAUCCCCCGUUUAACGGUCCUUUGAAGCGCUGCAUCUGUGCGCGGAGGUGGAAAGGAAAGGCGAUCCCUUGGUCUAACGAGACUUGCUUGGCCUGGAGAACAGCAGAACAUUCGGAAGUGUACAGCUGUCAUGCAGAAGGCGGGGACAGCCCCAUCCUCCCGGGGUCCUAGUGCUCCUGGGUCUCCUGCUACAUCUAUCGUGGCGCACAUGGACAAUCAGGUUAUUGGUUAUAAAGACCUGGCAGCCAUUCCCAAGGACAAAGCCAUCCUGGAGGUGGAGCGUCCGGACCUGAUGGUCUACGAGCCCCACUUCAGCAUCUCGGCUUUGGACCGCACUGGACUGACCAGGAGCAGAGAGAGAUCAAUGUCACCUCGUUCCAUUUCUCCACCUCCCUCCCCCGAGAUAUUCGCCUCCAGAGAGCAGAAGGAGUGGGCGGAGCAGAAGGAGUGGGCAGAGCAGGGUUCGCCCAGCUCAUCCGUCAUGGGCUCCACCACACAGCUCCGCAAGAUCAGCACCUCCUCCCGAGGCCCCAUGCAGCAUUUCCACCGACCAGAGAAUGGAACCAACAUCUACAAGAAGCCUCCUAUUUACAAACAUGACGGCACCGCCCUGGCCCAGAACAAGCAUAAAGACGACCGCAUCAUACUGUCCUCCAAGUUUCCUGCAGCACAGCCUCCGGAUCCAAACCAGCCAUCCAAGAUUGAGACGGAGUACUGGCCCUGUCCGCCCUCUCUGGCCAGCAUGGAGAUUGAGUGGAGGAAGAAGGCAGUGGAACAAGGACUGUCCACCGAGGACGACGACUUUGAAGACCUGACCGAGGACGCUGGGAGACUGCAAGAACAGGAGCUGAAUAGGAUCCAGUCCAACUUGGGAAAGCUGAUCCUGAAGGAGGAAAUGGAGAAAUCUGUGCACUUCCGGAGGAAAACUCGCUCCCUCCCAGACAGGACACACAUGCAUAUGAGUUCGUCGGCGUGUAAAUCUGCCACGCUGCCACCCUGCAGUCGGUCAGGCUUGUUGCGGCUGCAGUCAGCUGACUUCUCCUCCACAGACAGUGACAAACCCAGAACAGAUCUACAGAACAGAGAAGCUCCAAAGGCGAGAAUGGAUCGAGGAAACUCUCUGCCUAGCAUUCUGGAGCUGAAGACUUAUCCGUAUGACAUGCUCAUUGUGAGCCAUAGAGGACGCUGUAAACUCCCACCAGGAGUAGACCGGACCAGACUAGAGAGACAUCUUGCCCCGGAUGAAUUCUUAAACUUAUUCGGAAUGCCCAUUGCAGAAUUUGACCGUCUGUCGCUGUGGAAACGAAACGAACUGAAGAAAAAAGUCUUACUUUUCUAACAGAGAAAUUCCUUUCUCCAAGGACUCUUAUUAUCUGGAAAACACAGCCAACACAGCCUAAUCCAGUACUAACACAAUGUAUCGGGAUAAUCUCACAGGUUGACCACAUUAACCUUUUAAUUCUAACAUAUAUUGAACAGCUUGUGUGUGUGUGCGUGUCUUAUGACCUCUGUGUGCUUUAAAUGGAAAGAGGAAAGGGACUCUUACUCCUCGAGUCCACAUGUGUUCACGUGCAAAAGCAAAGUGUAUGGGCAGAUCACUAACCCUGCACCCACCAACUGGCCAGCCCAGAGUCCAGAUCUUACACUAACUUAAUGCAUCUGUGUCAGCCAAUCAGUGGCCUGGACCACCUGAGUCCAGUGGGUUCUAAUGUGUCUGUGUCAGCCAAGCAGUGGCCAGUGGGCUAAUGAAGAGCUGAAAAUGAACUGCACAGGAUGGUAACGAUUUUCUGGAUCAGCUCUGGUGAGCCUAAAAGAUGGUCAGUGUAAUAACGCUUGUGCUUCCUCUGAAACAGUUUAACAUUUAGUCUCACAAUCGCCAAGGAAACAUGACUCAAAGUAUCAAAUGGCAUAUUCUGGUUGAGGUCCUGUCGCCUUAUGCUUUUCUAUUUGAACUUCUCUCAAAGUGCCCAGUUAAAUUUGUAAUAUAGGCAUAUAUAUAUAUUUGCAAAAAACCUUAAUUGUAACACCCUUCUAAUUAGUUUGUGUGUUAUGACCACCGAUAUUACCAUGACGCAAUUUAUUGUCCCCCCCCCCCCCCCCGCAAAAAAAAUAGCACCACUGUAAGUCUGUGUAUUUAUUCACUUCAUAGCAUCGAGAUCAUUAGUAAAAUCAGAUUAUGUAAAUCAUAAUAAGGAAUGGAAACAUUAAAUUAGCAUACUUUACAUUUAGCUGAAGAUUUUUCUUCUUUUUUUAAUCGUUCAUUGAAAAUUGCAUGGAUAUUAUGUAGCUCAGUGCAAGCUACUGUAGUGACAAACUAUUGCUGAGCCUCUGUGCUCAGAAGUCUGUGUGUGUAUCUGUGCUCAGGAUUGUGUCUCUAGAGCAGGAGUAGAGCCAUUUGUAAGCAUCCCAGGAGAAGGAAUCCAUCCUCUAUCCUCCCAUCACAGUGCAGAAUGUCACUAUCGUCACAUAUCAUCUGAGAAUGAUCACAAUUAUUCAGAUAUGUACUGCACAUACUUCACCUCAGAUUGGGAUCUCUUGGCUUGGCCAUGUGGGCUGUAUGCAUUAAGUUCACAAAUAAAGGUUUUUGAUAAAUCGGUGUAUGAUCGAGAGUGGGAGGCCUCAUAUCAUUUCCACCAUAUUUAAAGCUAAUCACUGUCCCCACCGCUCGUUAGGAUUCAUACAUGGAACCACUCAUACUGCGCACUGCCUACACACACGCGCGAGUCUUCACAGUGAAUGUUUUCGUUUGUAGCUUGUUUCUCAUGGACGUUUUUCUGUUUGACUACGCUGUGUACAUGAACAAAUAAAACCGUUGUGACAGUU